Raphanus sativus (radish) is the source of this 1501-nucleotide messenger RNA. Its product is annotated as phosphatidylinositol:ceramide inositolphosphotransferase 2. The record is from RefSeq and is a predicted model, not a curated record. Gene Ontology annotation, cellular component: trans-Golgi network; endoplasmic reticulum membrane; Golgi membrane. Gene Ontology annotation, biological process: ceramide biosynthetic process. Gene Ontology annotation, molecular function: ceramide cholinephosphotransferase activity; inositol phosphoceramide synthase activity; sphingomyelin synthase activity. The coding region runs from base 299 to 1222 and encodes 307 amino acids. Lineage: Eukaryota; Viridiplantae; Streptophyta; Magnoliopsida; Brassicales; Brassicaceae. The transcript has 11 exons.
UCUCAGAUUCUUCAGUUCUACUUGACAUCUUCUUUACACUCUGUAACUUUUUUCUCUUUCGUUUCAUCUCUCCUUCUCAGAUCUUGUCUUGACCUUCUUUGGUCGUUGACCCAACGAAUCCGGGUCCGGCUAAAAAUCCGACCUUUCUCCAUCGAGAAGCUCAAAGACUAAUAAUUUCUUUUAAAAAAAAGGUCGAGUCUUUGUUGAGUGUUUGGUUCUGAGGUAUGAUGUUGACCCAAUUUGAUUGAAGUAGUAUGGAACUGAUUGUCACAAGAAGAAGAAGAAGAAGAAGAAGAAGAUGACGCUUUACAUUCGUCGUGAAUCUUCCAAGCUAUGGAAGAGGUUUUGCUCUGAGAUAGCGACGGAGAUAGGUCUUCUCGCUGACAACUGGAAGUACCUUCUCGCUGGUCUUAUCCUUCAGUACAUUCAUGGUUUAGCUGCUAAAGGAGUACAUUAUAUUCAUCGCCCUGCACCUACUCUCCAGGAUCUUGGCUUCUUUCUUCUUCCGGAGCUUGGUCAAGAGAGAAGCUACAUAAGUGAGACCCUCUUCACUAGUGUUUUUCUUUCUUUCUUCCUGUGGACUUUCCAUCCAUUCAUCUUGAAAACCAAAAAGAUUUACACUGUCUUGAUAUGGUGUAGAGUUCUAGCAUUCUUAGUUGCCUGCCAGUUUCUCCGUGUUAUCACUUUCUAUUCGACUCAGCUUCCUGGCCCAAACUAUCACUGUCGCCAGGGCUCUAAAGUUGCCAGGUUGCCAUGGCCCAAAAGCCCUCUUGAGGUUCUCGAGAUUAACCCUCAUGGGGUGAUGUACGGAUGUGGAGACCUGAUAUUCUCAUCGCACAUGAUAUUCACGCUAGUCUUUGUCCUCACUUACCACAAGUACGGCACUAGAAGGUUCAUAAAGCUGUUUGGGUGGCUCACUGCUUUCGUGCAGAGCCUCUUGAUCAUUGCCUCCCGUAAACAUUACACUGUCGAUGUCGUUGUUGCCUGGUACACCGUUAACUUGGUGGUCUUCUGUCUUGACAAGAAGUUACCAGAAUUACCAGACCGGACUACGGUGUUGCUCCCUGUAGUGUCGAAAGAGAGAACGAAAGAAGAGAACAACCACAAGCUGUUGAAUGGGAACGGUGCUGAUCCUCCUGCUGACUGGAGACCGAGGGCUCAAGUGAACGGGAAGAUAGAUAGCAACGGAGUUCACACUGAUAACUCAAUGAAUGGCGCAUGAAAACUCAGCACCAGACUUCAGACAAGAUCUAUCUGCAUAUAUAUAAAAACAGCAAACCAAUGCAAGUCAUGAAUGAAGACCGACCUGUUGGUCUUUUCGAUUACUCGAAUAUGAACUUGAGUUCUGUUAUGUGUGGGUAAAUUUUUGUUUAUGGUCAUUGUUCUUAAAAAAAGGACACUCAUAGAUAGAAGUGGUGGUGACUAUACUACUUUGUACAUGUUCCAGUUCCUUGUUUGCCAAGUAACACAAUCUUUUAUAACACGUUUCUCUUUAUGUCAA